ACAGCAUUUCUUAGGAUAACCACCAGGAUGAAUAACUUCAGCUACAACAGUCCCAUCUUGGUGAUUGAGGGCAUCGACGUUCCCCAUCGUUUAAUUUACCCAUUGUUUGCCUUGCUCUUGAUCAUCUACCUGAUCAUCCUGACCACCAACAUAGGGGUCAUGCUGCUUAUUAUGAUGAACAGGAGCCUGCAGCAGCCAAUGUACCUGCUGUUCUUCAGCCUGUCCUUCAACGACGUCCUGGGCAACACGGUGCUUCUGCCGCGGCUGAUGUUGGACCUGGUCUCCACCGACAGGUCCAUCAGCUACCCCGCAUGUGUCUCCCAGGCCUUCUUCAGCCACACCUAUGGCACGUCCUGCCACACGGUGAUGAUGAUCAUGGCUUUCGACAGGUACGUGGCCAUAUGCCACCCUCUGAGGUACACCUCCAUCAUGAGCCCCGCCAUGGUGGCUAAGCUGACUAUGUCUGCCUGGAGUUCGUCGAUGGUGCUGACGUCUGUCCCACUGGGCCUCGCCGUACGGCUAACGCGUUGCCGUUCUGUCAUUCUCAAUGCCUUCUGCGACAACGCGUCCCUGUUCAAGCUCUCCUGCGAGGACGUGAGCAUCAACAACAUCUGCGGUCUGAUCCUCUCCAUCGGUGUUUUCGUCCUGUCCAUGGGCAGUGUGGCCUUCACGUAUUUUAGGAUCCUGGUCAGCUGUGUCUCCAGAAAGAACAAGGAGCUGAACAGGAAGGCCCUGCAGACCUGCGCUACACACCUGGUCCUCUACAUGAUCAUGCUCUGGUCCGGCUUCCUCGUCAUCAUUUCGCAUCGUCUUCAAGCCCACGUGAGAUACCGGAUAAUGGCGGCUAUUCUUUUUCUUAUCGUUCCCGCCAACAUGAACCCCAUCAUAUAUGCCAUGCAGACCAAGGAACUUAAGACAAGGAUUGUGCAGAUACUUCAUUCAAAAGUAACCCAGCUUCCGUAAUUCGAAAAUUAGCCUCUGAGCUAACUGCAGUAUAAUGAUCGCAUUUAUAGACACGUUUAAUUGAAAUUUUACACUCACACACAGACACA
Messenger RNA from Anguilla anguilla (European eel), 1052 nucleotides. Its product is annotated as olfactory receptor 1500-like. The coding region runs from base 28 to 963 and encodes 311 amino acids. The record is from RefSeq and is a predicted model, not a curated record. The transcript has a single exon. Lineage: Eukaryota; Metazoa; Chordata; Actinopteri; Anguilliformes; Anguillidae. Gene Ontology annotation, cellular component: membrane. Gene Ontology annotation, biological process: G protein-coupled receptor signaling pathway. Gene Ontology annotation, molecular function: olfactory receptor activity; G protein-coupled receptor activity.